Indicator indicator is the source of this 7629-nucleotide messenger RNA. It is a transcript of the gene TLN2, whose product is annotated as talin 2. Gene Ontology annotation, biological process: cell-cell adhesion. Lineage: Eukaryota; Metazoa; Chordata; Aves; Piciformes; Indicatoridae. Bases 1 to 7629 code for a protein of 2542 amino acids. Gene Ontology annotation, cellular component: plasma membrane; cytoskeleton; focal adhesion. Gene Ontology annotation, molecular function: integrin binding; actin filament binding; structural constituent of cytoskeleton. The transcript has 56 exons. The record is from RefSeq and is a predicted model, not a curated record.
AUGGUAGCUCUUUCCUUGAAGAUCUGUGUCCGCCAGUGCAAUGUAGUGAAGACAAUGCAAUUUGAACCAUCCACUGCAGUCUAUGAUGCCUGUAGAGUUAUUCGUGAACGAGUGCCAGAGGCUCAAACAGGGCAAGCCUCUGACUAUGGAUUAUUCUUAUCAGAUGAUGAUCCACGGAAAGGUAUAUGGCUGGAGGCUGGAAGAACGCUGGAUUAUUACAUGCUGAGAAAUGGGGAUAUAUUGGAGUACAAAAAGAAACAAAGGCCUCAGAAAAUACGUAUGUUGGAUGGAUCAGUGAAAACAGUCAUGGUGGAUGAUUCUAAAACAGUUGGUGAAUUGCUGGUUACUAUUUGCAGCAGGAUAGGAAUAACAAAUUAUGAGGAAUACUCCUUAAUCCAGGAGAGCAUAGAAGAGAAGAAAGAGGAGAGUUCAGGAACACUUAAGAAAGAUAGAACAUUGUUGCGUGAUGAAAGAAAAAUGGAAAAACUGAAGGCAAAGCUUCAUACAGAUGAUGACUUGAAUUGGCUAGAUCAUAGCCGAACGUUUAGAGAGCAAGGAGUUGAUGAAAAUGAAACACUACUGUUGAGACGGAAGUUCUUUUAUUCAGACCAGAAUGUAGAUUCAAGAGAUCCUGUUCAGCUUAAUUUGCUUUACGUUCAGGCUCGUGAUGACAUUCUGAAUGGUUCCCAUCCUGUCUCCUUUGAGAAGGCCUGUGAAUUUGGAGGCUUCCAAGCACAGAUCCAGUUUGGACCUCACGUAGAACACAAACACAAACCUGGAUUUUUAGACCUAAAAGAAUUCCUGCCUAAAGAAUAUACCAAACAAAGAGGGGCUGAAAAGAGAAUAUUUCAGGAGCACAAAAACUGUGGUGAGAUGACUGAAAUAGAAGCCAAAGUCAAGUAUGUGAAGCUAGCCCGAUCCCUGCGGACCUAUGGAGUGUCGUUUUUUCUGGUUAAGGAAAAAAUGAAAGGCAAAAACAAGCUGGUUCCUCGUUUGCUGGGUGUCACCAAAGACUCAGUGAUGCGUGUAGAUGAGAAGACUAAGGAAGUGUUGCAGGAAUGGCCACUAACAACUGUAAAACGCUGGGCUGCCUCCCCUAAAAGCUUCACUCUGGAUUUUGGUGAAUAUCAGGAAAGCUAUUACUCAGUGCAGACCACUGAAGGAGAACAGAUCUCUCAGUUAAUUGCAGGUUACAUUGAUAUCAUCCUAAAGAAGAAACAAAGUAAAGAUAGAUUUGGACUUGAAGGUGAUGAGGAAUCAACCAUGUUGGAAGAAUCUGUUUCACCUAAGAAAUCUACCAUCUUGCAGCAGCAGUUUAACCGAACAGGCAAGGUGGAGCAUGGCUCGGUGGCACUACCAGCUGUUAUGCGUUCAGGGUCCAGUGGCCCAGAGACUUUCAACAUUGGCAUCAUGCCUUCUCCCCAGCAACAAGUCACAAUUGGUCAGAUGCACAGAGGACAUAUGCCACCCCUUACCUCAGCUCAGCAGGCCUUGAUGGGGACUAUUAAUACGAGCAUGCAUGCUGUUCAACAGGCACAGGCUGACCUCAGUGAAGUUGAUAACCUACCACCUCUGGGGCAGGACAUGGCAUCAAGAGUAUGGGUUCAGAACAAGGUUGAUGAAUCAAAACAUGAAAUACACUCUCAGGUUGAUGCUAUCACUGCAGGAACUGCCUCUGUUGUUAACCUUACAGCAGGGGACCCAGUUGACACUGAUUACACUGCUGUGGGAUGUGCAAUUACAACCAUCUCUUCCAACCUCACUGAGAUGUCUAAAGGUGUGAAACUACUUGCUGCUCUCAUGGAUGAUGAAGUUGGAAGUGGAGAAGACCUCCUAAAAGCUGCUCGAACAUUGGCCAGUGCUGUCUCAGACUUGCUGAAGGCUGUGCAACCUACUUCAGGAGAGCCUCGACAGACAGUUUUGACGGCAGCUGGAAGCAUUGGGCAAGCAAGUGGGGAGCUACUGAGACAAAUUGGAGAGAAUGAAACAGAUGAAAGGUUCCAGGAUGUUCUGAUGAGUCUGGCCAAAGCUGUUGCAAACGCUGCUGCCAUGUUAGUGCUGAAGGCCAAGAAUGUGGCACAGGUUGCUGAGGAUACAGUCCUGCAGAACAGGGUUAUUGCUGCUGCUACACAGUGUGCACUCUCUACUUCCCAGCUUGUGGCUUGUGCAAAGGUUGUGAGUCCCACCAUCAGUUCUCCAGUGUGUCAGGAACAACUGAUUGAGGCAGGGAAACUGGUAGACCGCUCAGUGGAGAACUGUGUGAGGGCCUGCCAGGCUGCCACAGAUGACACUGAGUUACUGAAGCAGGUCAGCGCAGCUGCCAGCAUUGUCAGCCAAGCCCUGAAUGACCUUUUGCAGCACGUCCGCCAGUUUGCCAGCAGAGGAGAGCCCAUUGGACGCUAUGACCAGGCUACAGAUACCAUCAUGUGUGUCACAGAGAAUAUUUUCAGUUCCAUGGGAGAUGCUGGUGAAAUGGUAAGGCAGGCCAGGGUAUUGGCUCAAGCUACUUCUGAUCUUGUCAAUGCCAUGAGGUCAGAUGCUGAAGCAGAAAUUGACAUGGACAACUCUAAGAAGCUUCUGGCUGCUGCAAAGCUCCUGGCAGAUUCUACAGCCCGCAUGGUUGAAGCUGCAAAGGGAGCAGCAGCGAAUCCUGAAAAUGAGGAUCAACAGCAGCGUCUGAGGGAAGCAGCAGAGGGACUGCGGGUUGCUACAAACGCUGCUGCUCAGAAUGCCAUCAAGAAGAAAAUUGUCAACAGAUUAGAGAUUGCAGCUAAACAAGCUGCAGCUGCUGCUACUCAGACUAUUGCAGCUUCUCAGAAUGCAGCUGUUUCAAAUAAGAACACAGCAGCCCACCAGCAACUUGUGCAGAGCUGUAAGAAUGUUGCAGACCACAUUCCUCAAUUGGUGCAAGGUGUAAGAGGAAGUCAAGCUCAGGCAGAAGACCUCAGUGCCCAGCUUGCUCUAAUAAAUUCCAGCCAGAACUUCCUUCAGCCUGGAAGUAAAAUGGUGGCAUCUGCUAAAGCUGCAGUCCCCACUGUAACUGAUCAAGCAGCAGCAAUGCAGCUAAGCCAGUGUGCAAAGAAUCUUGCUACCAGCUUAGCUGAGCUACGAACUGCCUCCCAGAAGGCUCAUGAAGCAUGUGGCCCAAUGGAAAUUGAUUCUGCUUUGAAUACAGUCCAGACGCUCAAAAGUGAAUUGCAGGAUGCAAAGAUGGCAGCUGUGGAUGGACAGUUAAAGCCUCUCCCAGGAGAAACUCUUGAGAAGUGCACUCAGGACCUGGGAAGUACAUCCAAAGCAGUUGGUUCAUCAAUGGCCCAGCUGUUAACUUGUGCUGCUCAAGGCAACGAGCACUACACAGGAGUUGCUGCCAGAGAAACUGCUCAGGCUUUGAAGACGUUGGCUCAGGCAGCACGAGGGGUUGCAGCAUCUACUACUGAUCCUGUGGCCGCACAUGCAAUGUUGGAUUCAGCAAGGGAUGUCAUGGAAGGAUCUGCUAUGCUUAUUCAGGAGGCAAAGCAGGCGCUGGCUGCACCAGGGGAUGCAGACAGCCAGCAGAGAUUAGCCCAGGUGGCAAAAGCAGUGUCUCACUCCUUGAAUAACUGCGUUAAUUGUCUGCCUGGACAAAAGGAUGUGGAUGUGGCCUUGAAGAGUAUUGGGGAAUCUAGCAAGAAACUCCUAGUUGAUUCGCUACCUGUGAGUUCUAAGUCAUUUCAAGAAGCUCAAAGUGAACUGAACCAGGCAGCAGCAGACCUGAAUCAGUCAGCAGGAGAAGUUGUUCAUGCUACACGGGGCCAAAGUGGGGAACUGGCUGCAGCCUCUGGAAAAUUCAGUGAUGAUUUUGAUGAAUUUCUUGACGCUGGUAUUGAAAUGGCUGGCCAAGCACAAAGUAAAGAGGACCAGAUUCAAGUAAUAGGUAACCUCAAGAGCAUCUCUAUGGCUUCCAGCAAGCUCUUACUAGCUGCCAAGUCUCUGUCUGUUGAUCCUGGAGCUCCUAAUGCCAAGAAUCUCUUAGCAGCAGCAGCAAGAGCUGUGACUGAGAGUAUAAACCAGCUCAUCACGCUGUGCACCCAGCAAGCUCCUGGGCAGAAGGAAUGUGACAAUGCGCUCAGAGAACUGGAGACAGUUAAAGGAAUGCUGGAUAACCCAAAUGAACCUGUGAGUGAUCUCUCAUAUUUUGAUUGCAUUGAAGGCGUAAUGGAAAACUCAAAGGUUCUUGGCGAAUCAAUGGCUGGCAUCUCCCAGAAUGCAAAAACUGGAGAUCUUUUAGUCUUUGGAGAAUGCGUUGGAGUUGCAUCCAAGGCUCUUUGUGGCCUGACAGAGGCAGCAGCUCAGGCUGCUUACCUGGUUGGCAUCUCGGAUCCCAACAGUCAGGCUGGUCAGCAGGGCCUUGUUGACCCAAUUCAAUUUGCCAGAGCCAAUCAAGCAAUCCAGAUGGCUUGCCAGAAUUUGGUCGAUCCAGCAAGCAGCCCAUCACAGGUAUUAUCAGCUGCCACAAUUGUGGCCAAACACACUUCUGCUUUGUGCAAUGCUUGUCGCAUUGCUUCAUCAAAGACAGCAAAUCCUGUUGCCAAGAGACACUUUGUGCAGUCUGCCAAGGAAGUUGCAAACAGCACUGCUAACCUGGUUAAAACUAUCAAGGCCCUGGAUGGCGAUUUCUCUGAAGAGAACCGCAAUAAGUGCAGAAUUGCUACUGCACCUUUGAUAGAAGCUGUGGAAAAUCUGACAGCGUUUGCUUCAAAUCCCGAGUUUGUCAGCAUACCAGCACAGAUUAGCACAGAGGGAUCACAAGCACAGGAGCCAAUUCUAGUUUCUGCUAAAACAAUGUUAGAGAGCUCGUCUUUAUUGAUCAAAACUGCUCGUUCUCUGGCUAUCAAUCCAAAAGACCCUCCUACAUGGUCUGUACUAGCUGGACAUUCCCAUACUGUCUCAGAUUCUAUCAAGAGUCUUAUCACCUCUAUCAGGGACAAGGCCCCAGGCCAGCGAGAAUGUGAUUUCUCCAUUGAUGGGAUCAACAGAUGCAUCAGAGACAUUGAGCAGGCCUCCCUUGCAGCUGUCAGUCAGAACCUGGCCACCAGGGAUGACAUCUCGCUUGAGGCUCUACAGGAACAGCUAACAUCCGUUGUCCAGGAAAUUGGCCACCUCAUUGAUCCCAUAGCUACUGCAGCUCGAGGAGAGGCAGCACAGCUUGGACACAAGGUAACACAGCUGGCAAGCUACUUCGAACCCUUGGUUUUAGCUGCUGUUGGUGUGGCAUCCAAAACACUAGAUCAUCAGCAACAGAUGACCGUGUUGGACCAGAGCAAGACACUAGCUGAAUCUGCCUUACAGAUGCUGUAUGCUGCCAAAGAAGGGGGAGGAAAUCCCAAGGCAUCCCAUACUCAUGAUGCAAUCACUGAGGCGGCUCAGCUGAUGAAAGAGGCUGUGGAUGAUAUCAUGGUUACCUUAAAUGAAGCUGCAAGUGAAGUGGGCAUGGUUGGAGGUAUGGUAGACUCGAUAGCAGAGGCAAUGAGCAAGCUGGAUGAAGGUACACCUCCAGAUCCUAAGGGAACAUUUGUUGAUUAUCAGACCACUGUGGUGAAAUAUUCUAAAGCCAUUGCUGUAACAGCGCAGGAAAUGAUGACUAAGUCGGUUACUAACCCGGAAGAGUUGGGAGGACUUGCAUCACAAAUGACCAAUGACUAUGGGCAUUUGGCUCUCCAGGGCCGAAUGGCUGCAGCUACAGCAGAACCAGAGGAGAUAGGGUUCCAGAUCAGAACUCGGGUGCAAGAACUUGGCCAUGGCUGUAUCUUCCUUGUGCAGAAGGCUGGAGCUCUCCAGAUUUGCCCUACAGACAGCUACACCAAAAGGGAGUUGAUAGAGUGUGCUCGUGCUGUCACAGAAAAGGUCUCCUUAGUUUUAUCUGCCCUUCAAGCAGGAAACAGAGGCACACAAGCUUGUAUUACUGCAGCUAGUGCUGUGUCUGGGAUCAUUGCAGAUCUAGACACCACUAUCAUGUUUGCCACUGCUGGAACACUUAACGCAGAGAACAACGAGUCAUUUGCAGACCACAGGGAAAAUAUCCUGAAAACAGCAAAAGCUUUAGUUGAAGAUACAAAAUUGUUGGUUUCUGGUGCUGCCUCCAGUCAGGACAAACUGGCCCAAGCUGCUCAGUCAUCAGCUAACACCAUCACUCAGCUUGCAGAAGUAGUCAAAUUAGGAGCAGCUAGCUUGGGAUCUGAUGAUCCUGAAACACAGGUUGUCUUGAUCAAUGCUAUCAAGGAUGUUGCAAAGGCUCUUUCUGAUCUCAUUGGUGCUACCAAAGGAGCUGCCAGCAAACCAGCAGAUGAUCCAUCCAUGUACCAGCUGAAAGGUGCUGCCAAGGUGAUGGUAACAAAUGUCACAUCACUUUUGAAGACUGUUAAAGCAGUAGAAGAUGAAGCUACACGAGGGACAAGAGCUCUUGAAGCCACAAUUGAGUACAUCAAACAGGAACUCACGGUGUUUCAGUCAAGCGAGGUUCCAGAAAAGGCAUCAUCACCUGAAGAAUCAAUCCGGAUGACGAAAGGAAUCACCAUGGCAACUGCCAAAGCUGUUGCAGCUGGGAACUCAUGCAGACAGGAGGAUGUGAUUGCUACAGCAAAUCUGAGCCGCAAAGCAGUAGCUGACAUGCUAACAGCUUGUAAGCAAGCAUCAUAUCAUCCAGAUGUGAGUGAAGAAGUUCGAGAGCGAGCCCUGCGCUUCGGAACAGAAUGUACCCUGGGAUACUUGGAACUCCUGGAACAUGUUCUCCUGAUCCUUCAGAAACCAACUCCAGAACUAAAGCAUCAAUUGGCCUCCUUCUCCAAGCGGGUGGCUGGUGCUGUUACAGAGCUCAUCCAAUCAGCAGAAGCAAUGAAGGGGACAGAGUGGGUGGAUCCAGAAGACCCAACAGUCAUUGCAGAGACAGAGCUACUAGGGGCUGCAGCAUCAAUUGAGGCUGCAGCAAAGAAAUUAGAGCAGCUGAAACCAAGAGCCAAGCCAAAGCAAGCAGAUGAGACUCUGGAUUUUGAAGAACAGAUCCUGGAAGCAGCUAAAUCCAUUGCAGCUGCUACCAGUGCCCUUGUGAAGUCAGCUUCAGCAGCCCAGAGAGAACUGGUGGCACAGGGAAAGGUUGGAGCAAUCCCUGCAAAUGCAGCUGAUGAUGGUCAGUGGUCUCAGGGACUUAUUUCUGCUGCCCGAAUGGUGGCAGCUGCAACCAGCAAUCUCUGUGAAGCAGCUAAUGCCUCAGUACAAGGCCAUGCUAGUGAGGAGAAGCUCAUCUCAUCUGCCAAGCAAGUGGCAGCUUCUACAGCACAAUUGCUUGUGGCUUGCAAAGUGAAGGCUGAUCAUGACUCUGAAGCCAUGAGGAGGCUACAGGCUGCAGGAAACGCUGUCAAGCGAGCAUCAGACAAUCUUGUCAGGGCGGCCCAAAAAGCAGCAUUUGGGAAAGCAGAGGAUGAUGACGUUGUGGUCAAAACAAAGUUUGUUGGUGGCAUUGCUCAGAUCAUUGCAGCCCAAGAAGAAAUGCUGAAGAAGGAGAGAGAGCUGGAAGAGGCAAGGAAAAAACUGGCUCAGAUCCGCCAGCAGCAAUACAAAUUUCUACCCACAGAGCUGAGAGAAGAUGAAGGUUAA